Messenger RNA from Aphanomyces invadans, 634 nucleotides. Its product is annotated as signal peptidase I. The coding region runs from base 41 to 550 and encodes 169 amino acids. The record is from RefSeq and is a predicted model, not a curated record. Gene Ontology annotation, molecular function: serine-type endopeptidase activity. The transcript has 2 exons. NCBI's taxonomy places the organism in Eukaryota, Oomycota, Saprolegniomycetes, Saprolegniales, Verrucalvaceae. Gene Ontology annotation, cellular component: mitochondrial inner membrane peptidase complex; membrane.
AUCGAAUUGAAUCGGUGGUAAUCUGAAGCAGAGAUACGACAUGAACGAGUACGUUAAGGUGGCGGGUGGCCUCGCGCGCUUUGGCAGUUUGGUCUUCUGCAUGCAGCAGUUGGGCGACGUUGUCCUGUGUGUGGGACCGAGCAUGCUCCCAACGUUGAAUGAGCACGGAGACGUCGUGCUGCUCGACAAACUGACCCCUCGGUUUUCCAAGCUACAGAAUGGCGACGUCAUAAUUGCCAAGUCGCCGACGAACUUUCGACAGACCGUAUGCAAGCGCAUCAUUGCGUCGGAAGGAGAGACCGUUGGACUCAAGCAUCGCUACCACCCCACCAAGAUCGAGUUGAAGCAGGUCCCGAAGGGCCACGUCUGGCUCGAAGGCGACAACAAGCACGACUCGCACGACUCGCGGUACUAUGGCCCGGUGCCGUAUGCAAUGAUUCAAGGCCGAGUGCUGUGUAGAGUCUGGCCGUUGGCACAAAUCGGGCGCCUCGACUCGGUGGAGUUGCCCGCCGCAGCAACAGCUACGACCGACCACAGAGCUGCUGUGUGACGAUCCCCAUAAGUUAGAACGACAUCAGCGUCACACUGUUCCCGUCAGACCCGCGCUGAAUACAACACAUUUUUGCCAUUCUCA